Trichosurus vulpecula (common brushtail) is the source of this 4504-nucleotide messenger RNA. RefSeq names its product small integral membrane protein 13 (gene SMIM13). NCBI's taxonomy places the organism in Eukaryota, Metazoa, Chordata, Mammalia, Diprotodontia, Phalangeridae. The transcript has 2 exons. The record is from RefSeq and is a predicted model, not a curated record. Bases 548 to 820 code for a protein of 90 amino acids.
AGCCCCCGGAGGAUCAGGAGCUGCCAGAGCAGCUGCGGGGCGCCGGGUAACGGCCGCUGUCGCCUCCUUUGCUUUGGGUCCCUUUCCCUUUCCCGUCCCGGGUACUCCUCCCGCCGCCCGCAGUGCCUAACCCUACGGCCAUGGAGACGCGUCGGGGCGGUGACCCCCUGCGGCGCGGGGUCCCGGACUCGCCGAAGCGAUGAGGGGGUAGGGGGCGCUACAGCUACCACCGGCUCGCCCUCCUGCCCUGCUCCUCCGCCCUCCCUCCUCGGCUGCGGACCCCUCCCACCCCAGGCUCCAGGCUUGGUCAUUCUCGGCCUCCCGCUCCGCCUCCAGCCCUGCCUUGGCGCAGUCGCUGCCCCGCCCCAUAGGGGGCGCUGCUGAGGAAGCUGUUGGUCCUCAUGCCAUCCCGCGGCUCCAAGCGGAGGAGCCCCUGAGAAAGACGAAGAGACUGGAGCUCCUGCUCGUCCUCCUGCGGCCCCCUUCUGCGCCCCACCUCCGGCCGUGCGCGUUUCCCAGCCUCCACCUUACCCACUCGCUCUCCAGAAUGUGGCAGAGCGUGGGGCUGACCCUGCUGGUGAUCGUGGCCACGCUGCUCUGCGUCCUGCUCUUCAUGCUGUGCGGUUGGUAUGUCGUUUGGCAUCUGUUUUUGUCCAAAUUCAAGUUCCUCAGAGAGCUAAUAGGAGACACAGGAUCCCAACAGGGAGAUAACGAGCCUUCAGAGUCUGAAGCAGAGCCGGAGUCUCCACCCACUCCCCAGAGGAUGAGACCCAAAUCUGUCUGGCAUCGGAGGCCACCUGUAGAAGAAACCUCAACCUAACAUAGCAGCACCUGGGGCAUUUCUCCUUAAGAAAUGAUGAAAGGUGGUUGCUUCUGUGUGACUCAAUGGUUUUAAGAUUUACUGAGAUUCUGACUAAAGAACUUAUAUUCUUGGAUUUUAAAUGCAUAACUAUUUUAGGCAUCUAGAAGAGGUUUGCAUGAAAGCCAUAUAGAAAUAAAGGGAAUAAAAACCAAACUAGACCAUUGCAAGUUUUUCCAUCUUAAAAAGUAGUACCACUUCCUGGUUCUUUGAUUUAUUUUCCUUCUACUGGUCUAUGAUAAAUGUAAAAGCAGUAGUUUUCUUUAUAGCACAGAAAUUAUUUAUUAGCAAACUUGGUUUGACCCUUUGUUGAUUUCUCUUCUUAAAAUAUAUUUGUUUCUAUGUGAUUUGUUCAAAAAUCCAUGAUCAGCUGAAUGGGAUUUCUUAGAAAGAGGUUUCAUCACUCUUUUAUAUAGAAGGACUUAGUGCUAAAUUCAUUAGUUGUGUGGAGAUAUAGUCCUUAAAAUUUAGUGAGAUGAUUGCAAAGGUCUUUUUUUUUUUAUUUGAGAGAGAAAAGAGGGUUAGAUUAUGGUAGAGUUAAAACUUGCAUACAUGUACAAUGAUUUGUUGUUAGACUUCCAUGUUUGUCUUAGAACUUCAGACAUGGUGUUUGCCAGAGAUAAAAAGAUUUAUGGGUUAAUUAUCUUCACUGUUCAUUUUCCUCAAUUAUUACUUGCCUCUUUCAAGUACUAAUAACAUAUCCACCCCACUAUAUAAUAUCUAAGUAUUUUUUGCAUUAUAUAUUUGGUACCAAAUAUCUUUUUUUCUUGUUCCUGUCAAACUAGUUAUCUUAAAUUUUUACAGAACUUCGUAUACCCCACUUUAAUCUUUUAUAGUAUUAUGUAAUCAUUUUGGGUAGUUCAUGUUUCAUGAUGGUGGUAUACUUGUUUAAUGGUGCAGUUAAUGCUUCCUGAAUUUUUCCUAUUGCAUAUGAGUUUUAUCAGUGUAACUGAUUAAAUUUUUUAUUGUGGCUAUUCAGGAAUUCUGAAAAAAAAUUGAUCCAAAGACCAUAAUUUUUUAUUUUUUUGCCCCACAUUUUGUGGGGAAAGAUUAACCUUAGAAUUUAUGUUUUAGGACAAUCUGUCUUGUGCUUGCUUUUUUAAAUAAUCCCUUGGUUGAAUUUUUACUUUUGUGUUACUGGUGUCAAAACACUGUUUCUGAACAGGUAAACAUAUAAAUCAUUAAUCCUGAAUUUGUGGGGUGACUUGUGUAAAGCAUAAGGGAAACUAAUGUAAUCACCUGAAUAGAUCCAUAGUUCUGAGAAAAGAACAAUCCAGUUGAAAAUUUUGUAGUUAAAUUAUAAUAACUAGAUUCUUCAUUAGAACCUGUGCUGACCGUACUUAGCUGAGAAACACUAAAUGACUAGUAGCCUUCUUUUUGUGCCAGUGUUAUUGUAGAAUGAAUAUCUUUUGACUCUUCCCUGAAAAUUAUAGAAGAAUGAUCAUUCCAAAAUAAUUGCUUCCAUGUCAAGUAUUUUUUUGGGACAGGAAGAAAAGAAUGGCAAGGGAGGGUGCUAUGUUCUGACGCUCAUGCUACAACUUUGCUUCAUUUUGGCAGGGUUAUAAUUUUCAGGAAAUUUUGUACUUAACCUUUUUUAUAUUGGGUUAGGAGAGAAUCCCCCAAAACAUGGAUAACUCUUGCCCCACUCAUUAAGUCAUAGUAUCUGAAUUGAUCUUACUACCUGUUCUACUUUUGGGCCAACUCUGUUAUUAGGAGGCUUAUCCUUCAGUUAGCCAGUAUCUAGUUUGUCAAUAUAAUUUUGUGGAAAAGGAAUCACUGAUCUUGGUAAUAUAAAAUUCCUCUAGCUAUAAACUGACAUUGAUUGGUUUGUUAAUUCAAGAUGUUAGAUUCCCACAUUUCUGAGGUCACAGUGUAGCUUAAUUGAGUUUUCCUAGUUUUUUUCAUGAUAAGUGAACCUUUUCUCUCCAGGGCUGUCCAUUUUUAAAGGAAGUAUCACACUUCCAUAUUAUAUUAUAUCAUAUUAUACUUUUAGCCUUCAGAACACAUAUUUCUAGCCAUAUUCUUAAAUGGAAUAGAAAGAGAAAUGGAUGGCAAAUCCUAUAUCCUUAGUGGAGUAAUAACUUCUAUUUUCUUAUUCUGUUGGCAAUUCUUUUUUAUCUGAAUAACGCACCCCCUUUACUAUACCUUCUAAUCUUUUAAGAAGAGCAUUAGGAAUAGCUCAUAAUCAUUUUUAAGUUUCAGAAGUUUUAUUGCUGUAAAAUAUGUAAAUCAGAAUAUUACUUCAUUAGUUGAAUUCUUGUAUGCUUAGCAUGAUGGUGACCUUGACCUUCAAUUUAUGAGAAAGCGGAUGCUGAUUCUAGAACUGAAUACUUAUUUUAAUCAAGUGUAUAGUACUAUGGAAAGUAAUUCUCUAGUUCAGAGUUCAAGCUUUGUUUCUCUUCCUUCUACCUAAGAGGAUAUGUGUAGCUUUGUAGAUUGCAGUCAUUUGAAUGAAGAUUAGCCAAAUCAGUUGCAAUGCUGUGAACUAGAUGCCGAUAACACUAAUCCUUUGAAUAACACUGUUAAAUAAUGCUCUUGAUCUUUAUAGUAAGCUAAUGUUAGUAUUCAUAGAAUUUGAAAUCUUUCUAAUGAAUUUGAUAAUGAAGAUGGAAAUGCAUUAUGGGAAUAUGAGAGAGAACCAGUUCAGAGACUUUUGGCCAGUGUCCUAUGAUACCUAACUGUAAUGGACUGCUAUGUAAGUUCACAAAAACCUGUCAAGGUUCUGUUUUAGUAAAAGUAUAGAACUUCAUGAGGUCUGAGUUCUGAAAACAUACUACCCUUUUAGAAUAUUUUGACAUUUUUACCAACGUACAUUUUGUAAAAUGCAAAACAUAGCUCAUCUUUUUAUUUUUAACAAAAGAAAAAUCUUAAACACAAAUCAUUUAAAUUAAUGAUAUAAUCUUUAAAAAGUAGCAUUUGUCUUAAAAAAAUAUGCCUUAGUGUCAUACCCCAUUUAGUGAAUGUAACUUUAGAUUUUUGUUUGCCAGACUUCAGAUAUUUCCUUAUUUGAAGUUGCCUCUUAAUAAAGUGAACAGCAAUCACAAUACAUACUGUACAAAGCAGUUAUUGGAAUAGGUUUUUGCUAUGAAGUCUAGCCUAAACACUGGGUAUUGUCUGCUUUCAAUAAUUAGAUAAAUUAUGGUUUUGAACCUAGAAAGCAUAAAGAGUUUAAUUCUCUUUUAAAUCUAUUAGUAGAGGGUUUAAAAAAAAUGUGUUAACAAGCACUUGCUGACUUUUAUUUUAUGGUGAAUGUUUAACAUAUAUCCAAAAGCUUAAUUCUAUGCAGCUCAUUCACCAAAUACUGCUGCUGUGGCUACUUACAGUAAAUACUGUGUGAUGUGCUGCAAAACAUUGUCAACUUGCUGCUUGAUGUUAGGUUUACAUUGAAUUAGACUUGUGUUAUUAUAGUACUUUUUUGUACAAAGAUAUAUCCUAUCUUUUGGAGAUGUUGAGGAAUGUGUAUAAGUGGUUAUUUUGCCUCUUCAGUGUUCAAAGUGAUAACUGUUAGAUAUUGUACCUGAUACUUUUGUGGUUUGUCUUUAUCAUCAUGUUUCUUUCAACUGUUUCAUUUUAAACUGACUUUACAUAAAAUAAAUAAAAAUGGAAAGCAACUAAAUAAUGUAGAUGUCUAACAUCCUUAAGGUA